AUGGCUUCAAAACGGCACUUGGAGUCUCUGGACCCCGUGAUUUUCAACAAGCUACCUCGGCUGGAGACGGAGCCCGCCGCUGGCUUCCCCAAUGGCCUCUGCAAAUCCAGCCCUGUGCCCAACCCUGGCUCCGAAAACCAUUUCAACUACAAGGGCUCCUACUUCGCCUGCCCGCUGCAAAGCCCCGAUGGCCCCGAGCAGCCCCUGGUGCGCUGGAGCCCAUCGGCCGCCUACCUGCACUAUGGCACCGGUGCCGGCAGCCAGCCCACGCCGGCGGAGGGGUCGCUGGUGAGCUGCCUGCUGUACCGACCCGAGAGCCUGGGGACCGGGCUGCAGCCCCCGGGCACCGAAAAGGGCAAGGACAGCCUGAUGCGGGAGCUGCUGAUGACCUCCGCCGGUCAGUAUUUCGCCACCCUGCACACCUCGCUCUGCGACAUUAUUUCGUGCUCGGUGUCCAGGUCCUCCCCGGAGCUCCUGCGGGAGUGGUUGAAGAAGGCAGAGCCGGCGGAGGAGCUGGGAGAGAUGCCCAAAUCCCCCCCCAAGCCCAAGAACGGCUCCAAGAUCCCCGAACCUCAGAAGCCCACCAAAGGCAAGGAGAUCUGGCUGGCUUUCCAGGAUGUGGCCGCUCUUCUCACCAACCUGCUCUCUCAGCUGGAGACCUUCAUGUUCGCUCGCAAGUGUCCUUUCCCCCACGUAGUCCGGGCAGGGGCCGUCUUCAUCCCCAUCCACGUGGUGAAGGAGAAGCUCUUCCCCAAGCUCGCCGGGGCCUCCGUUGACCAAGUGCUCCAGGAGCACAAGGUGGAGCUGCGCCCCACCACGCUCUCGGAGGAGAGGCACUUGAGGGACCUGGAGCUGAAGAGCUGCACGUCACGCAUGCUGAAGCUCCUGGCGCUCAAGCAGCUCCCUGACAUCUACCCGGACCUGCUAGCACCCCAGUUGCAGAUGCUUUUAUAUAGGAAUAGCUCAUGGAGAGAUCUUGUCAACUUUGAUUAA
Pygoscelis adeliae (Adelie penguin) is the source of this 993-nucleotide messenger RNA. RefSeq names its product chromosome unknown open reading frame, human C15orf39 (gene PRMT2IP). The record is from RefSeq and is a predicted model, not a curated record. Lineage: Eukaryota; Metazoa; Chordata; Aves; Sphenisciformes; Spheniscidae. The coding region runs from base 1 to 993 and encodes 330 amino acids. The transcript is spliced from 2 exons.